CAAACAUCCACAGCGUCUGUGGAUAGACAGACGGCGGCAAGGCAAGGAAAGCCUUGCGGCCCAGAAGCGCCAACGCUUGCCCACCUCGGAGCUCCUCCUUCCAUGGCCACCACCUCCGCCGUCUGCCGCCUCGCCGUCCUUACUCCGGCGCCGUCGCCGCUCGCCUCAGGGCGCCGCCGCCCUGCCGCACCCUUCUCCGCCGCCUCCCGCCCGCGCUCUCUCUCCGCCGCCUCCCGCGGCCGCGUCCUCUGCCUCGCCGCCUCCGCCCCCGCCUCCUCUACCGACGCCGGCCAGGACCGCCUCCAGAAGGUCCCCAUCACCAACAUCAGGAACUUCUGCAUCAUCGCGCACAUCGACCAUGGGAAGUCGACGCUGGCGGAUAAGCUCCUCGAGAUGACAGGGACGGUGCAGAAGAGGGAUAUGAAACAGCAGUUCCUGGAUAACAUGGACCUGGAGAGGGAGAGGGGGAUCACAAUCAAACUGCAGGCAGCUCGGAUGCGUUACGUCAUGAACAAUGAGCCUUACUGCCUGAACUUAAUCGAUACACCAGGUCAUGUCGAUUUCUCAUAUGAGGUCUCCCGAUCUCUUGCUGCUUGUGAGGGUGCACUGCUGGUUGUUGAUGCUUCUCAGGGUGUUGAAGCGCAGACCUUAGCAAAUGUGUAUCUUGCACUGGAAAGCAACCUCGAAAUCAUACCGGUUCUAAACAAAAUUGAUCUUCCUGGUGCUGAACCUGACCGCAUCGCGCAAGAGAUUGAAGAGAUAAUUGGCUUGGACUGCAGUAAUGCAAUUAGGUGUUCAGCAAAGGAGGGCAUAGGCAUCAUCGAAAUACUAGAUGCCAUCGUGACCAAGGUCCCCCCACCAAAGGACACUUUAAAAAAUCCUCUCAGGGCUCUUAUAUUUGACAGCUAUUAUGAUGCAUACAGAGGUGUCAUUGUGUAUUUCCGAGUUAUUGAUGGCAGUAUAAGGAAAGGGGACAAGAUAUGUUUUAUGGCCAAUAAAAAGGAAUAUGUUGCUGAUGAAAUUGGUGUACUAUCCCCCAAUCAGAUGGAAGCUGAUGAACUGCAUGCUGGCGAGGUCGGCUAUCUCUCUGCUUCCAUAAGAUCAGUAGCAGAUGCUAGGGUGGGUGAUACAAUUACCCAUUUUGCAAAAAGAGCGGAAUCUGCUUUACCAGGAUAUUCAGAAGCUACUCCAAUGGUUUUCUGCGGCUUGUUUCCUUUAGAGGCAGAUCAGUUUGAGGAGUUGCGGGAAGCAUUGGGGAGACUUCAGCUAAAUGAUGCUGCCCUAAAGUUUGAACCUGAAUCUUCUAGUGCCAUGGGGUUCGGAUUUAGAUGUGGGUUCCUUGGUCUUCUUCAUAUGGAAAUCGUUCAGGAACGGCUUGAGAGAGAGUACAAUUUGAACCUAAUAAUUACUGCACCCAGUGUGGUUUACCGUGUCAACUGUUCCAAUAAUGAAACUGUUGAAUGUUCAAAUCCAUCCUUGCUUCCAGAACCUGGUAAACGGAGGUCGAUUGAAGAACCAUAUGUAAAGAUUGAAUUGUUAACACCAAAGGACUAUAUUGGCCCAAUAAUGGAGCUGGGUCAAGAGAGAAGAGGUGAAUUCAAGGAAAUGAACUACAUUACAGAAAACAGGGCCAAACUUACUUAUAUGCUACCACUAGCAGAGAUGGUUGGUGAUUUCUUUGAUCAACUGAAAUCUCGAAGCAAAGGAUAUGCUAGCAUGGAAUAUUCAGUUGUCGGGUACAGGGUAAGUGACCUAGUAAAGCUGGACAUACAAAUCAAUGGUGAGCCUGUGGAAGCAUUGUCGACAAUUGUACACAAAGAGAAGGCAUACACUGUUGGCAGAGCGCUCACCCAGAAGCUGAAAGAACUUAUACCUCGGCAAAUGUUUAAAAUACCUAUUCAAGCAUGUAUUGGUGCAAAGGUCAUUGCAAGCGAAGCUCUAUCAGCCAUCAGGAAGGAUGUCUUGUCAAAAUGCUACGGGGGUGAUAUAUCAAGGAAAAAGAAGUUGUUGAAAAAACAGGCAGAAGGAAAGAAGAGAAUGAAAGCAAUCGGAAGGGUCGAAGUUCCUCAGGAGGCAUUCAUGGCUGUGCUGAAACUGGAAAAGGAGGUGCUUUGAGUUGUGAAAGACCUCCAGAUUCUGUGUCAUUUGGGUGAGCGGUUAUGAAGCUAAAAGAUGCCGUGCAACUCAAGUGAUCUGCCGGUCUGUGCAGUUAUUUUUGUGUGUUGGUAAACGAAUGAUGUCAAUCUCAUCAUGUAACCUGGCAAGGAUGUGUCAUUUUGGUAUAUCUUUUCACCGAGGAUGGCAGCCAGGCCUGUAGUAUCCUGUACAGAAAGGUUUGACUUCACAGAAGUUUUUUGGUUGGAAAACUUUGGACUUCACAGGAUUAUGCACACAUAAACAAGAUUAUGCCGUGUUAUUAUACAACAACUUCACAGGAUAUGUUCUUUUUAAUAGUAGUUGGAGCAAGAUGCCCCAGGUAGAGCACACGUAGACAAGGUUUUGUAAGCAUACGACCUGAUGAUUUGCAACCACUGCUCCAUUCCAAUUCUCCGUGUAAUAGUAGUGACCUAAAACAUAUAUAUAGAGGGAGUAUUAAUUAGUCCAUCCGUUUCAUAUUUUAUA
This is a messenger RNA of Triticum aestivum (bread wheat), 2622 nucleotides long. RefSeq names its product translation factor GUF1 homolog, chloroplastic. Bases 103 to 2115 code for a protein of 670 amino acids. Lineage: Eukaryota; Viridiplantae; Streptophyta; Magnoliopsida; Poales; Poaceae. Gene Ontology annotation, biological process: positive regulation of translation. Gene Ontology annotation, molecular function: ribosome binding; GTP binding; GTPase activity. The record is from RefSeq and is a predicted model, not a curated record. The transcript is spliced from 23 exons.